GUACACAUGUCUCCACAGAUGUGGUCAGCGUAGCCUGCAGCUCAUCAGAGAAGAAUGUUUUCGACAACAAUGCUCCUCAACCAACGCUGUACAAUAGGAAGCUCUCAGGUAUUGCUCGCAUACAAUACGACUGGCAUCACGAUGGGAGAGCAGUACCGUAUUUCAUGUGGGAGACGCCGUCGUCCAUGAAUGGAACUGCAAUUUUCCAGUCAAAGCGACUUGGGAUAAACGGUUUGCAGCUCAGUAUUGUAACUUUUCAUAACGCGGUGCUGAUUUCAGAGGGUCAAAAGUACCAAACGUUCUUGACCAGCUGCAAUGCUAUUUCCAGCUCUGGGCAGAUUAUACACCUAGUGGACGAAAAUGGGUGUAUUGUGGACUCUGAGCUCAUCGGUGAAGUGGUUUACAAUAGUUUCAUGCCGAAAGUGUUCGCUCGCGCUCGUGUCUUCAAGUUUAUGAACGAUGAGAAGUACGUGAAAAAAGUUCAUUCAUGCGUAUAA
Molecule: messenger RNA, 497 nt
Organism: Cooperia oncophora
Lineage: Eukaryota; Metazoa; Nematoda; Chromadorea; Rhabditida; Trichostrongylidae
Source: the annotation of a GenBank genome assembly